AUGGCCUCCCCAACGGCACCCUCCCAAAACUACGACUACCUACGCCGCAAGCAGAGCACCAAGGCACCCACAUCGUCCAUCACGCCCGUCCGCAAGCCCGUCCGCACCCCCAGCGAGCGCAACAGCAAUGGCACCGUGAGCUCCUAUGACACGACGGCCACGCGCGACACGACCAUUACCGAGCCGCCAACCUACUCCAAGAAGCUGGUCGUCGUGGGUGACGGCGGAUGUGGCAAGACAUGUCUGUUGAUUAGCUACAGUUCCGGAAACUUCCCAGAGAAAUACGUACCCACCGUCUUUGAGAACUACAUCACCCACACGCCACAUCCCCCAACGGGCAAGAUGGUCGAGCUUGCGCUCUGGGACACGGCUGGACAGGAGGAGUAUGACCGAUUACGACCCCUCUCCUACCCCGAGACGGACAUCAUCUUUGUCUGCUUCGCCAUUGAUUGCCCCAACUCGCUAGAAAACGUCAUGGACAAGUGGUACCCAGAGGUCCUCCAUUUUUGCCCCACAACCCCCCUCAUGCUCCUUGGCCUGAAAUCCGAUCUCCGCAACAAGAAGAACUGCAUCGAACUCCUCAAGACACAGGGCCUGACGCCAGUGACGCCCGAACAAGGCCGCGCCGUGGCCAAGAAAAUGGGUGCCAUGUACAUGGAGUGCAGUAGUAAAGAGCAGGACGGCGUCGAGGACAUCUUCGACAUGGCUGUUACAAUGGCUGUAGGUGAUGAGUACAAGACACCGCAUGCGACCAACCCAUCAUCAUCGUCAUCAAGAGGCACAGGUCCUACCUUCCCUACAGGCGGCAAGAAGAAGAAGCGAAGCGGUUGCAAGGUGCUCUGA
Messenger RNA from Cucurbitaria berberidis CBS 394.84, 843 nucleotides. Its product is annotated as GTP-binding protein-like protein rho4. The record is from RefSeq and is a predicted model, not a curated record. Gene Ontology annotation, biological process: small GTPase-mediated signal transduction. Gene Ontology annotation, molecular function: GTPase activity; GTP binding. The transcript is spliced from 3 exons. NCBI's taxonomy places the organism in Eukaryota, Fungi, Ascomycota, Dothideomycetes, Pleosporales, Cucurbitariaceae. Bases 1 to 843 code for a protein of 280 amino acids.